Molecule: messenger RNA, 711 nt
Organism: Cyphomyrmex costatus
Lineage: Eukaryota; Metazoa; Arthropoda; Insecta; Hymenoptera; Formicidae
Product: huntingtin-interacting protein 1-related protein-like
Exons: 3
Coding region: 292-648 (118 amino acids)
Biological process (GO): actin filament organization; endocytosis; clathrin coat assembly
Cellular component (GO): cortical actin cytoskeleton; clathrin-coated vesicle
Molecular function (GO): actin filament binding; clathrin light chain binding; phosphatidylinositol-3,5-bisphosphate binding
Source: RefSeq, a predicted model, not a curated record
UUAUAUAACAAAUGAUUAUCGCAAUUUGUGAUGCUGUUAUACUUUUAUUAAUCUUCAUGUUAAUGAAAUCAUCUUCAUAACCCGACUGGACUCUAUUCAAAGAAAACAGCUUUAGAAGAAGAUCUCUGUGAUUUACUGGUACAAAAAGAAGAGCUGGAUUUGCGAAUAAUAAAUUUGGAAGCCGAUUCUGAACGAUUCCAUAAUCAGAUGAAAUAAACAGACGCUAACACGGCUUUAUUUGAUUUAUUAUUGAAUGCUAUAUCAGAGGCGGAAUCUAUCUUGUAUUACACAAUGCAUGCGAUCGAUAAUCCGGCCAUAUCAGCGUUAACUUGCACACCCGAUUAUCUCGGAAGUUUAUUAGAACCGACAGAAAAAUCAUUUAAUGAUUUGGAGGAGGCAUACAAUAAUUAUAUGCUUGAUUUGACUGAACUCUCUAAAGCUACGAGAGAAGUGACUCAAGCUACAGCGAAUGUUGUAGCAACUGCUAAAAGCUACAAUCAUCUUGUUGAGGAAAAUGAAGAUCUAGAUAUGUCUAAUCUAAGUUUACAUCAAGCUAAAAGACUCGAAAUGGAGGCACAAGUGCGAAUUCUAGAAUUGGGACAAGCUCUAGAAACCGAGAGAUUACGUCUAGCCGCACUUCGACGUUAGCAUUAACACAUUUCCUUUUAAGGACAUUGACAAAUAAUUUUCUAGAUAUUUUAGUAAAAGAUA